Molecule: messenger RNA, 3301 nt
Organism: Nematostella vectensis (starlet sea anemone)
Lineage: Eukaryota; Metazoa; Cnidaria; Anthozoa; Actiniaria; Edwardsiidae
Product: superoxide dismutase [Cu-Zn], chloroplastic
Exons: 10
Coding region: 87-1073 (328 amino acids)
Biological process (GO): removal of superoxide radicals
Molecular function (GO): copper ion binding; superoxide dismutase activity
Source: RefSeq, a predicted model, not a curated record
UAUGGCAUUCAACCAUUAAGUACACACCUCAUCGUAUUCUCGAACACGAGUUGUGCCCUUUAUUUCCUGAAUUCUCUGCUAAAAUCAUGCCUAUCCAAGCAGUAUGCUGUAUGUCUGGGACUGAGGGAGUCAAAGGGACUAUCAAAUUUGUGCAAGAGGCUGAAGGCAAGCCCUGUAAGAUCACAGGGACCAUUGAGGGGCUGAAGGCUGGUAACCAUGGAUUCCACAUUCACGUCUAUGGCGACAAUACUAAUGGAUGUGUAAGUGCCGGACCCCACUUCAACCCAUUCAAGAAAGAGCAUGGAGGGCCAAGUGAUGAAAACAGACAUGUGGGAGAUCUCGGUAAUGUGGUGGCAGGGGAUGACGGCAAAGCGUGUAUCGACAUGACCGAUGCACUUGUCACACUUGUGGGAGAGCACUCUGUUGUUGGAAGAUCAGUUGUUGUUCAUGCUGACGAGGAUGACCUUGGGCGUGGCGGUCACGAGGAUAGCAAGACUACUGGCCAUGCUGGUGGACGCCUUGCCUGUGGCGUCAUCGGCAUCACCCAAGCUUCUGCUGCAAGUGCUGUUUUUUUUAUUGACAAUUAUUGUUGUUUUUAUGGUUACGAAAUGGUUAUAAGGGGUGUUUGUUGCCUGGUAGGGGAUAAUGAAGUUAAAGGAGUCAUCCAUUUUACCCAACAGGCUCCUGAUGGCCCUUGUACUCUCAGAGGCAGGAUAACCGGCCUAACAGAAGGGAAACACGGCUUUCAUAUACAUGAGUUUGGGGACAACACAAAUGGUUGCACAAGUGCAGGAGCUCAUUACAACCCACAUGGAAAAAUGCAUGGGGCUCCAGAGGACAAAGACAGGCAUCUUGGAGAUCUUGGUAACAUAGAGGCUGAUGCCAAUGGUAUUGCUGAUGUCAGUAUUACAGAUUGCUUGGUCAGCUUAACUGGACAGUGCUCUAUCAUUGGACGAUCGCUUGUUGUCCAUGAGGGCAUGGAUGACCUUGGGGCUGGAGGUCAUGAGCUAAGCUUGACGACAGGAAAUGCUGGUGGACGGGUCGCCUGUGGUGUCAUUGGAAUCGCCCUGUAGCCAUUUCAAAUUUUAGCAACAGAUAUUUUAUUCAAAAAUUGAAGUUGCAAAGUCCAUGUAUAGAUUAGUUUGGCCACUCAUAUUUACCACCUCACCCAGAUUUCAGCUUUGAUAUGUAGGCAAAAAAAAAUUUCAUUUAUGAAACUGGUAAUAAUCUUAGUUCAUUUCUAACUUCUUCUAGCAAGCUGAAUUACAAGGAGUGUCAGAAAUAUUUAUGCAAUAUUAACUGCAUACUUCCCAAGUGAAUAUUUCAAGAUUUUCCUGAGUAGUUGUCAUAUUUCAAUCACAUUUUCAAGGGUUUGAAAGUUUACCAGUCCAAACCAGGUCAAGCAUGACCCUCUAGAGCCAACUAUUGAGUUCAUUAUUCAAAAUCUUAUUUGAUUUUUUGCCGAGAAGUUUUCAUCCUUGAAACGAGUUUUCGAAUUUUCAAACAAAUCUUGAUAAGACUUUGUUUAAUAUUGUUUAUAUGUGAAUUGAGAGGUAUUUAUCCCUGUUUUCAAUCAAUCAAACAAACCUUUUGUAAUCUCUCUAUUGCUUGGCUAAAAGACAAUAGUUAAUAAAACGGGACGAAAUGAAAGAGAAGUAAGUCUAUUUGAAAAUUAGAAUACUUGUUUCAAGAAUGGAAGUUUCUCAACAAACAAUCAAAUAAGAUUUUAGGGCUGGUAUAGCCAUUGCAGACAAAAAGUCAAGUUGAAUAAGGCCAAUCACCAAGGUAUAGGUACCAGGUGGUAUACCAAGGGAUAGGUACCAGGGGUUAUACCAAGGGAUAGGUACCAGGGGUUAUACCAAGGGAUAUGUACCAGGGGAUAUACCAAGGGAUAUGUACCAGGGGGUAUACCAAGGGAUUCAUACCAGGUGGUAUACCAAGGGAUAGGUACCAGGGGAUAUACCAAGGGAUACAUACCAGGGGAUAUACCAAGGGAUAGGUACCAGGGGGUAUACCAAGGGAUAUGUACCAGGGGAUAUACCAAGGAAUAUGUACCAGGGGGUAUACCAAGGGAUACAUACCAGGUGGUAUACCAAGGGAUAUGUACCAGGGGAUAUACCAAGGUAUAUGUACCAGGGGGUAUAACAAGAUAUACGUACCAGUUGGUAUACCAAGGUAUAAGUACCAGGGGUUAUACCAAGGCAAAAGUACCAGGGGAUAUACCAAGGGAUACAUACCAGGGGGUAUACCAAGGGAUAGGUACCAGGGGAUAUACCAAGGGAUACGUAUCAGGGGGUAUAACAAGAUAUAGGUACCAGGUGGUAUACCAAGGGAUAGGUACCAGAGGAUAUACCAAGGUAUACAUACCAGGGGUUAUACCAAGGCAUAGGUACCAGGGGAUAUACCAAGGAUACAUACCAGGUGGUAUACCAAGGGAUAUGUGCCAGGGGUUAUCCCAAGGUAUAGGUACCAGGGGGUAUACCAAGGUAUAGGUACCAGGGGAUAUACCAAGGGAUACAUACCAGGGGGUAUACCAAGGGAUAGAUACCAGGGGGUAAACUAAGAUAUAAGGGGGUAUAACAAGGGAUACAUACCAAGGGGUAUAACAAGGGGUACGUACCAGGUAUACCAAGCCAUACAUACCAGGGGGUAUACCAAGGGAUACGUACCAGGGGAUAUACCAAGGAAUACGUACCAGGGGGUAUACCAAGCAAUAUUUACCCGGGGGAAUACCAAGGGAUACACACCAGGGGAUAAACCAAGGGAUACGUACCAGGUGGUAUACCAAGGGAUACGUACCAGGUGGUAUACCAAGGAAUACGUACCAGGGGGUAUACCAAAGGAUACGUACCAGGUGGUAUAACACAGCCCCACUAUUUUCAGAUAUUUGGCUUAGAAAUAACAAGAAAUAUAAGGAAAUUCAAGAAAGAACAAUGAAUCGCCUCCCUUUCUUGAAACCCUUGCUUCGGCCCUGUCUUUGUAUCUCCUGGAUCUGCCCCUGCACAUGGCGCCCUUAGUCUUAUUAUGUGUCCCUGGUUUAAUAUCCUAUCUUCUCGUGUUGUAACCCUGGCCCUAUUUUAUCAUUUAAUCUUAUUCAAUUAAUUCAAACUGGAAAACAUUUUACGGUAAAUAAGAGACCAAGAGUGAUGUCCCUCAUAACGUCCCUAGCUAACCACACUAAUUCUUGUGUUUAGCAUUAUAUCUUGACAAGAUACAAUGCAGAUGUUGCAAAUUUAGUUUUUGCAGUCAUUUAGUUCGCUAUGAUACAAAUUAUUAUUAAUAAACAAUUUUUGAAUCCUAA